This is a messenger RNA of Corythoichthys intestinalis (scribbled pipefish), 6499 nucleotides long. Its product is annotated as oocyte zinc finger protein XlCOF6.1-like. The transcript has 2 exons. Lineage: Eukaryota; Metazoa; Chordata; Actinopteri; Syngnathiformes; Syngnathidae. The record is from RefSeq and is a predicted model, not a curated record. Gene Ontology annotation, molecular function: DNA-binding transcription factor activity, RNA polymerase II-specific. Gene Ontology annotation, biological process: regulation of transcription by RNA polymerase II. The coding region runs from base 333 to 1583 and encodes 416 amino acids. Gene Ontology annotation, cellular component: nucleus.
GCUGUUUUUGUUUUUUAUUAUUGAAUUAGGCGGGUGUGAUUGAGCUGGAAAGAGACUGUCUUUCCCAUCAUGCAAUCCUGGUCGGAAAUGAAAAAGCCUGGCCAAGGCGGAGCAGUUUUUUCUUUGUGGACGUAUUGUUUCUCCUAGAUUUCAGCCACUUAACUAAAUCGAAGUCUCGACGACGUGUCCUGCAUUAGCCACAUUACGGAGUCAAACAUCAGUCUUCAAGUCUGGGCACUCGUUCAAGUUUUGUCGCCUACUAUAGCCUAGCCUAGCUGGCCAACCGCUAACAAAGCUGCAAGGCACGACGUCAAGCGUUCAGAAAUCAAAAUAUGUUCGCGAGAACUACACCGGCUGCAUAUAAGUUCCAAGAGGAACUCUGUGGAGUAAAAGAGGAGCCCCGACGUCACAAGGAUUCAACUGUGUGCAAAAUAAUGCACGGAAAGGUUGUUCAUCGCAGACUCGAAGGUUUCAGAAAAUAUCUUGAUGAGCCAGAAUCUCCUGGCAUGAAAGAGGAUGUGGAGCUCCCCCAAAUCAAAGAGGAGGAGGAGCCUGAGCCCUGUAAAGAGCACCUUCCAAUCAAAAAGGAGGAGGAGCUGCUAUAUGGUAAAGAGGAGGAAGGUAUCACCAGUUUGACUGGUGAGCCGUUGAAGAGUGAAGAUGAUCCGAGUGAGGCCAGUAGAGGGGCGGAGCCUCCAAGCGAGGGGAGUUGCAGCAGUUCAACAGAAGGAUUGCAAGCAGACAUUGACAACGCUCCAUCAGACAGAGAUGGCGCCAAAUCACACUUACCUUACAACGAUGAUGGUCAUAAGACAUCUCACGGUGAUGACAAACUCUGCAAAUGCUCUCAGUGUGGGAAAACCUUUGCUACUAAGCAAAGUUGUCGUAGGCAUAUGAGGAUCCACACUGGUGAAAAACCCUAUGUCUGCUCAGUUUGUGGAAAAUGUUUUAUUCAGUCGGGAGACUUAACAACACACACAAGAACCCACACUGGUGAAAAACCUUUUUCCUGCUCAGUUUGUGAUCAAAGAUUUGCUCAAAAGCAAACCCUAAAACAACACACAAGAACCCACACUGGCGAAAAACCUUUUUCCUGCUCAGUUUGUGGUCAAAGAUUCAGUCAAAAGCGAUACUUGAAAGCACAUAUAAGAAAUCACACUGGUGAAAAGCCUUUUUCCUGCUCGGUUUGUGGUAAUGGCUUCCCUCAAAAGCAAAACUUAGAAAUACACACAAGAAGUCACACUGGUGAAAAACCUUUUUCCUGCUCAGUUUGUGAUCAAAGAUUUGCUCAAAAGCAAAGCUUAAAAAAACACACAAGAACCCACACUGGCGAAAAACCUUUUUCCUGCUCAGUUUGUGGUCAAGGAUUCGCACAUAAAGAAACCUUACAAACUCACACAAGAACCCACACUGGUGAAAAACCCUUUUCAUGCUCUGUUUGUGGUCAAAGAUUUACUCGGAAGGAUAGGAUAAAGACACACGUGUGUGUUGGUGUGACUGUUUUGCCUGUCAUCCAUGCUGGCUUCAUGAGAUUUUGCACGCCGGACGAUUGUAUUCCGUUGAACUUUCUUAAAUCCUGUUGAGGAUUGGCACUUUUGGUGCCUUGCUUUAUCCAAUUGUUGUAUGAUGUGCAUUCCCCGUAAUGCCAAAACCUCACCUGAUUGAACUCUCUCAAGUUAAGUAGCAUUUUAUAUAUAUAUAUAAUAUUCUCCCUUUGAAACGAUACUGUUAACCUUAAUUAUUUGAAACAGCAGACCCCAAAUUCCAAAAAUUCAAAAUCAUUCAUAAAUAAUGUCAUUAAAUAAAUAUGCAAAAUUAGGAUAUAUUGUUCAAUGUUGCAAAAUUAUAAUGAAAGAAAUACUGGCUCCCAAAUUAGUUUUUUUGUUGUGGGAUUAAUGUUUGUUUCAUUUUUAACAAUUACUAUUGCAUUCCUACUUGUCAUUUUCUGAGGCAUGUUACAACGGAGUAUGAGAGCCUAAUAAAGAAAAACGGUAUGGGGGGCGGGUUUUGGUAUCUAAUUUUUGUUAAAAAUUAAUAUCUACUGUAAUACACAAAACACACAAAAUUUGGCGUAUUCAACUUUAGAGACGAAAUUUACGUUGAAAAUGUUUUUGUUUGUUAAUAACAUGGUUACCACCUGAUACAUUGUUUGCGACAAGGGUCACGUUGAAUAAGACGCUAUUGGAACGGAAAAGUUCACUGUUGACAGAGGAGGCGUUACCAUGGCGCAGAAACGAUUUUUUUUACUAUACAAAAACAGACAAAUUUUCUAAAAUUCAGUUGAAGGUCGAAAAUGAAGAUGAUUAUGGUGAUAGUUCUUUAAUAGUGCCCAGUGAGGAAAAGUUAGCUGCAGAUUUAGACUGUGGUGGCCAGAAAGGAAAUCCAUCGUUGGUGUCUUCAAAUAAGUAGAUUUAAAAAAAAAAAUUUGCUAAAGUAUUAUUUGUUGUUGCUGUUUAGCUUCUGCCAUGUAGAUCGCUGUUUGUUAUCUGUGUGCUGGUCCCCCCCUAAACUCCGCGUAUGGAUUUGGGUCUGGAGACCGACUAGGCCGGGGGUCGGCAAUCUGUGUUUUGAGAGCCGCAUGCUGCUCUUUAGCGCUGCCCUAGUGGCUCCAUGGAGCAUUUUCAAAAAUGUUAGAAAAAGGAAAAACAUGGUUGAAGGAAAUAUAUUUUUUGUUUUUAUAUGGUUUCUGUAGGAGGAUAAAAGUGACACAAACAUUCGUAAUGUUUUCGAAUGCUGUAAAAAGGGGCAGAAUAAAUAUCAAAUUUCAACAUUUCUGUCAACUAAGAUUUGUGUCAUAGCCUUUGACACAUGUUUAUAUCAGCAGGUGGGCAUGCCAGGUAGGUGGCUAUUGUAAACAAAUCGGCAGUAGAGUACCCAGUUGGGAGUGAGAGAAAAAGUGUGAUUCCAUUAUUUCUGAAGAACUUAGAGGAGUGCAAAAAUAAAUUUAAGAAGUGGAUUGCAUCUUUAAACUCAACUGCGACUGCUGCAUGUUUUGUUGCAACCCGGGAGAUAGUAAAGCGUGGAAAACGGUUCACAGAUGGUGAGUACACACCAGGAGACAUUCAUCAACAUAUCGGAACACCUAUUUGCAGACUUUAAAAACAAAACUGAAAAAUAAAAUAAAAUCAAAGACAUGCCCAGAUAAGGGGCAUGUUAUGCACGUUCGAUUUUGUAUUUCUAUAAUUUCCUAAAAGCCAUGAAACAAUUCAUUAAUAUUAUAAUGAAGUUAAACUUGAGGUAGCAUCAUACAAUAGAGUAGUCACACAGUGGUAUGUCGGAUACACUGCAGGGAAAAUAAACAUUAAAUAAUGAAGGCUCAUUAUGUAUUUUUAGCCGACUGUCAUUUCGAUCGUAGGCUAAUAUAGCGAAUACAGAUACAUACAGCAUGUGUUGCCUUCAUGAUUAGGCUUAUUUAAGGCUUUUUUGUGGCGCUAGACGUAUUUGUUUUUUUUGGUCCAAUAUGCCUCAACAUUUUGGGUUGCCAACCUCUGGACUAGGCUAUGCUCGAACCUUAUCGUGCCCAGGCACGACCCAUCUUUAAUGCUCUGAUUGAAGGAAGGAGCUUGUUCCCCAAAGUCUCACAAUACAGGGCCCCAGGCAUCCCCUCGAUAUUACAGUGCACUCGUCCUGUCCCAUCCGCAGAAAAACACCCCUAAAGCACGAUGCUACCACCCCCAUGCUUCACAGUCGGGAUGGUGUUCUUGAGAUAGUACUCAUCAUUCUUCUUCCUCCAAACACGGUUAGUGGAAUUACUCUCAUCUGACCACAAAACUUGCUCCCAUGACUCCUCUGCAUCAUUUAAAUGGUAAUAGGCAAACUUAAAACGGGCCUUGACAUGUGCGUUUUAAGCACGGGAACUUUCCAUGCCAUACAAGAUUUCAAGCCAUGACGUCUUUGUGUAUUACCAACAGUAACUUUAGAAAUUGUUGUCCCAGCUCUUUUCAGGUCAUUGACCAACUCCUGUCGUGUAGUUCUGGGCUUUUUUAGGAUCAUUGACACGCCACAAGGUGAUAUCUUACAUGGGGCUACACUCUGAUAUAGAUUGACCGUAAUGUUUAGCUUCUUUAAUUUUCUAAUGAUUGCUCCAACAGUGGACCUUUUAAUGCCAAGCUGCUUGGCAAUUGCUGCGUAGCCCUUUCCAGCCUUGUGAAGUUAAACAAUUUUGUCUUUGGACAGUUCUUUGGUAUUGACCAUGUUACAAGUUUGAGUCCUACUGAUUGUAUGGGAUGGACAGGUGUGUUUAUGCUGCCAUCGACCUCAAACGAGUGCAUUUCAUUCGGGAUAAUACAUGGAGUGGAGGUGGGCUUUUUAUAGGCAGAAAAACAGGUCUUUCAGGGUCAGAAUUGUAGCUGAUAGACAGGUACAAAUACUUUGCAGCUGUAUCACACUCAUAAAUUGUAAAAAAAAAAAAUUAUUAUUAUUAUUAUUAUAAUGCAUUGUGAUUUGUGGAUUUUUCUUUUGAGAUUAUUUCUCUCACAGUGGACAUGCACCUACAAUGAACAUUUCAGACUCCUCCAUAAUUUAUAAGUGGGAGAACUUGCAACAUAGCAGGGUGUUCAAAUACAUAUUUUCUUCACUGUAUAAUUUAUAUUAACUGUAAUAGAGUAUCUUAGUAUAGGUAAAUAGUAGUAAAUAAUAAAUAAUAUCAAAAACGAUCUGUUCAUAUGGCCAUUAGGCCCAAAUAGUUAUUUUUUAAAAAUAUUGAUCAUAUAAGAAAGGAAUAAUAACUUGUAAAAAUACUAGUUGUACUUGUUGCUAAAGAGAUAAAACAAUAGCAACAAUAGAAAAAAAAAAACAUAAAAAACUAAGAAAUGUAUUUUACAUACAUUUAAAAAGUACACUGUAAAUUUUUUUCAUUCAUUCAUCUUCUGAGCCUAUCCCAGCCAACUAUGGGCAGUAGGCUGGGUACACCCUGAAUUGCUUGCCAGCCAAUUACAGGGCACGAGGAGACAAACAAUCUGUCACGCAAACACUCAUAACUAUGGACAAACUGGAGUGUCCAAUCAGCCUAGUGUGCAUGUUUUUGGGAUGGGGUGUGGGAGGAAAGCGAAGUACCCGACGUAAAACUCCACAGGCACUGUUACAAAAUUCAAAAGUCACAACUGAGAGGCAUAUAUGCUAAUUACUCUUCCACCAUGCCGGGACCAGGGCAUAAAAGCCAGCCCACGUAGGGUAAGAAGGGAAAGGAAAGGUGGGGGGGGGGGGGUUGUGCAGAUGUCUACUGAGGUGAGCUGCGACACAAGCUGGAAUCGAAGAACCGCCAGACAGAACAGCGGUGACUUGCACUCAUGUGUUUUUUCUUUUUUUAAUCCUUGACACAACACAUCAUGACUGUUUUUGUUUUAUGUGUUUGUUUGGGGCCUAGAUAUAUGUAAUAAGGAGAAAUUUGAAUUGCAGUUGAAAUAAAAAAUGCAUAAUUGUGAAAGAUUUUUUUUGAAAUUGCAAUUUUGCAGCUCCAAAAAUGUUUACAAUGUAAUAUAAACAUUAAAAUGACAUUUUUGUACCUCCAGCAUCAUGUCACUUCAAACAAAAAGCAAUUAUGCAUGGCCACGAAUGUAACAAUAAUAAAACCUGGAAAUUGUUCAACAACAAAAAGUAUCAACAUCAUGUAUAUCCAAAAAUAUUUAUUAUGUAAGAAAAAAGUGGGAAUUAUUCACAUCCAACAGUAUGUACAAUAUGCAAUUUCAAGCAAAUACUUAUAUAUGAAAAAAAGUGGCAAUUAUUCACAAGCAAAAUUCACAAUAUUUAGUUUUGAAAAAUCAGCAAUUAUGUUUCCAAAUUAUAUUUACAAUAGUCAGCACUUUUAGAGUGUGUUUUUCCACUCCUGUAUGGUUUGUCCAGAAACAGGACAAUAAUAUUUCCGUUUUACUUGGCUAUGAUUAGUUUUUUGCCUUUCCACAUUUUUGGCACUGGUAUUGAUGAUUUUCUUUAUAUCGCCUUUUCUUCGGGGCUUCCCCUCUUGCCUCACGCUCCUGGUCUUCUAGAGUGGAAGAGUCUGUGAAUUGGCAAGACUGUUGUCAGUAUACUGCUAUCAGAUGAGACACACGCAAAUAGACAAAAGCACUCAGAGACAAAACUUUCAGCUGCUUGCUGGUCAGGCACAGAACCAGCAGACUUGCAAAAAGUUCCCCAGGGCCGAGGCAAGGUUUUCUUUUUUGAUUUAAUGAAUAUUUUGGAGAAGCCUCGUCAGAUGGAUGCAGGUGGGAGUAGGCCAACAGAUUCAAUAUCUGGGCGAUUUCAUGCGUUGACAAUGCUGUGACAGUUCAAUUCAGGCCAACAAACGCCCCUAGAUCAUCCACUCCCUCCCAGCAGAUCGGAACAGAUGAGGUUUUGGAAUGAUUUAAAGGAAAGGAGAAUUAAAACUGUUCUGUUCUUGAGGUGUACCGUCGUAAGGACUAAUUGUAAACAGGAUGGUGUGCCGAUCAGAGCACAGGUAGAAAAGUGACAUGAAUCCACUGCUGAAUUUAAAUGGCUUUAAUUUGCUUAAUAUUCAUCCAAA